Molecule: messenger RNA, 6284 nt
Organism: Musca domestica (house fly)
Lineage: Eukaryota; Metazoa; Arthropoda; Insecta; Diptera; Muscidae
Product: solute carrier organic anion transporter family member 4A1-like
Biological process (GO): sodium-independent organic anion transport; transmembrane transport
Cellular component (GO): membrane
Molecular function (GO): protein binding
Source: RefSeq, a predicted model, not a curated record
UUGGAGUAUUGGAGAAACUAAAACAUCACAUCAGUUUGGAGGCAGUGACACGAAUGCUGUAAUCAUGACCGGAAAGAAACUGGAAAAGACCGGCCACUGCAGUUGCAACACGGACCAACAGUACGUGAAUCCUUCGUUCGAACAAGACGCCAAUGUGGGGCCUUCGUACAGUUCCCGGCGGUACAGCGACAAUCUGGGCCAUUCUGGGGAAGUUGCAUGUGCCAGUUCCUGCAAUGCGGCCGCAGAGAAUGGCAGUUGUGCCGUUCAUAGCAACAUUAGUUCACAUCGCAAGGGUCACAGACGGCAAGAGUCAAUGUCAAUGACCGGCCUCUAUUCCGAGACAAACAGCGGCGAUGACAGCAGCAUUGAUCUAGCCGAGGAUAGUGUACUGGCCAGUGGUCCAGCUAAUCCUAUCGGCAGCACUGCAACUACAACAAUGUCCACAGUACUUACGAAUAAUGCCCGAAAUCUUCAAGCCAAAACAUCAUCCUGCUCCGAUUCGGUGAUUAAGUGUCACAGCCGUCAGUCGUCGGCUGUUCUGGGAAAUGCCCUCCACAGUCAUAACAAUUUACAUGGAAACCAAAAUGCCUACGCUGGGGCAAGUAACAAUGCAACUUGUGGCCUUAAUGAUGAUGACGACGAUUUGCGAUCCAAGAACUGUGGCAUAAUGGCGUGCCGGCCAAGAGGCGUACAAAGUUCGCACCGCAUCAAGAUUUUGUGCUGCUGUUGUCGAUGUUGUCACCCUGCAGCAGGCAUUGAGUUCGGCUACAUCAAUUCGGUGAUAACAACCAUUGAGAAGCGUUUCGAAAUACCGUCCAGUUAUUCUGGUCUAAUAGCGUCCAGUUAUGAGAUUGGCAAUGUGAUUACCGUUAUAUUUGUGAGCUAUUUGGGAAGCAGACGUCAUAUACCGGUGUGGAUCGGCAUUGGUGCAGUCAUUAUGGGCAUUGGCUCUUUGGUGUUUAUGGUUCCACAUUUUACGGGCGAGCCCAAUCCUGGUGUUAGUAUCGCCAAUGAGACUACGGAUAAUAUUUGUCGCAGUGCGUUGGUGCGAAAUCAAGACAUGGAUUUGGGCAGACUGUCUAGCGGUCUCUCAAAUCCUCCCUUGGCACCGCAUACGUUGAGAGAAGACAACUGUCUUGAAGGCAAAUUGUCUACAUUUGGCCCUGUACUGUUAUUUGUCAUAGCUCAACUGCUCUUAGGAUGUGGUGGCAGUCCUCUGUUCACACUGGGCACGACCUAUGUCGACGAUCACGUGAAAACGGAAAGUUCAUCCAUGUACAUUGGUUGCAUGUACAGCAUGGCUGCCUUUGGGCCUGUGGUAGGUUUCCUUUUGGGUGCCUAUUUGCUGUCUUUCCACAUGGACUCGCUGUCAUCGUCGAUAAUUUCGAUUGACCCGGGUGAUCGCCGUUGGGUUGGUAUGUGGUGGGGAGGUUUUCUUCUGUGUGGAGUUUUGUUGCUCAUAGUUGCUAUACCAUUUUUCUCAUUUCCAAAGGUUCUCACACACGAAAAGAAGAAAAUUCGCAAAGCCUCUGUUGUCGUGCAGCCAGCAAUACCAAACAAUUCAAACAGUCUACCGCGAACCACUGACGAAAUUGGUCGAGUUAAAAAGGAAAUUGUAUCGGUGGCCCCCAAAGAUGAACCGGAAAAACCCAAAGUCGAUACGGGCUAUGGCAAAGAUAUUAAAGAUAUACCCCAAUCCAUGCUUCGAUUAGUUACCAAUCCAGUUUAUAUUGUCACAUGUCUAGGCGCCUGCAUGGAAUUGAUGAUAGUUUCUGGUUUUGUGGUAUUUCUUCCCAAGUAUUUGGAAACACAAUUCAGUGUCGGCAAAAGCCAGGCAAGUGUUUUCACUGGAUCUAUUGCCAUACCAGGAGCGUGCAUUGGCAUCUUUAUUGGCGGGUGUGUUCUUAAGAGAUUCCAGUUGAAACCAAAAGGAGCAGUUACGUUUGUCUUGAUAUCCAACAUCAUCUGUUUGGGAUGUUAUGCUCUGCUAUUCUUUCUGGGCUGCGACAAUCUCAAGAUGGCUGGCACAACCAUGCCUUACUACAAUAACUCUAAGCAUGGAACCUUGGAACCAUUCCAAGUAAAUUUAACGGCUGCCUGCAAUUUUGGUUGUGAAUGUUUGACCAGUGAUGUUGAACCUGUGUGUGGCAAUAAUGGCCUGACAUAUUUCAGCCCAUGUCAUGCGGGAUGCACUGCCUUUUCGUCCAGUUCCAAUUACACAAAUUGCGCAUGUGUCCAUGCCAACAUUUCUAGCAGCAUUUACAUGGGAGCUGGUGGCAGCCAUGCAGAGGCCCUGAAUGCCAAUGAAAACUUUGCAGAAGUCACUGUAGUUCCUGUUGCCACUGCCGGACCUUGUGCCAAUCCCUGCCGCAACAUUUAUCCGUUCCUUAUUCUACUCUUCUUUAUGACAUUUAUUGUGGCAGCCACUCAAAUGCCGCUUCUUAUGAUUGUACUGCGCUCCGUGUCCGAGGAGGAGCGCUCAUUUGCUCUCGGGAUGCAAUUUGUAAUAUUCCGUUUGUUUGGCUAUAUCCCAGCACCGAUUCUGUUCGGCAAUCUCAUCGAUUCCACUUGCCUUUUGUGGAAGUCUUCGUGUGGCGAGAAAGGAGGCCGUUGUCUUAUUUACGACAUUGAAAAGUUCCGUUACAAAUAUGUGGGUCUUUGCGCAACAGUCAAAAUAGUAGCUCUGGUGAUAUUCAUCAUAGAUUGGUGGCUCGUUAGGCGCCGCAAGCAAUUGGACAAAACAAAACCAUUGAACCCAAGCGAUCCAGUAAUAGGAUCCAUCAUUAGCUUGGACAAAUUGUUUGAAGAAAAACUGGCUGUCAAUGAAUCCAACUUGAAUUAUGAUGAUAGCGGUGAGCUGGCUUUGAAAUCCGAUACAUAUCGCCAUUCUCGUAAUAAUUCACGUACAAUUCAACUGGAAUAUGGUUACGAUAAAUGCAGUAACACAUUGCCGGCCAACAAUCCAAACAUUCCCCAGACAAAAUCAAAGAAACACUUCCGUAGUGCUUCGUGUGAUGUGAAGAUGAUACGAAGUUUUGCCAAGGAUCACAAUACCAACACCAACAAUCCCAUGGACGCCUGUGAAACAUCCAAAUUCAAAAAUUUGAAAAAACUUCACACACAUUCCCGCAAUAAUUCAAGUGACCUUAAUUCUGAGUUCCGCCAUAAAUUGGUAGCACACUCCAAUUCCUGUUCACGGGAUGAUCCAAAUUUCAGCAUACGCUUUAUACAAAAUCAACUAAAACCGCAAGCAGAUGAAGAAGACGAAGAUGAACUGACAACUGGAUGUGGUCAUUUCGUGCGAAAACAUUCGCGCAACCACUCCUAUGACCAGAUAUACAUGCCGAACAACAUCAGAUUUGAUCCGGAGUUUCUGCGAGGUCAUCAUAACCAUCACAACAAUAAAAAGAACGUAAAUUUGCUCAAAAAUGUGGUAAUGGAAAAUAAAUUGAAGAACUCCAAUGAAACAAAUGAGGCGGUGCUAACCACUGCCUUGGACUCGCAAGGUCAUUCGCGCAACAAUUCGAAAGAUCUUAAUAUAAGAAUUGCUCAAACCGCCCCCGGCUCUACUAUUAACAGCAGCACUUCCACUAACGUAGGUAAUGAUACAACAGCUUUAAGUAUUCUAAGACAUCGUCGCACCAACUCCAAGGACUUAAAUAACAGUACAACUGCUUCAAAUCUUGGCGAAAACACCGGGGCGACACCGGCGGUACCCGCCACUUCAUCCGCAAGCCAUAAGAAACAUUCACGUAAUCCCUCCCAUCAGAAAAUACAAAUCGAUGACGACCGUAGCGGAUUGAUUGGUCCGGAUGACGAGGACGACGACGACAACGACGACAAUGAAGGGGCUCAACAAAAGGUUGUCAGUAUUUAGAGGGAGGGAAUUGCUGCAAUCAAAUUGUCUCUACAACGGUUUCCUAUAGUUAAACACUAUUAUGCUAAGAAUCCUUCCUAUAGAAGUGCAAUAAUACAUUCCCUUUUAUUUUAUGCAUCGAUUUAUGGACAGAUAAUGACAUUUCUCGCAGAGUUGUGGAUAUUCAAAUGUUUGCUUUAAGUUAACACAACUUGCAAUGAGCAGAAUUCAGAUAAUUAAAAUGUGUCGAGAUUAACGUUAAAUAUGCUGUGAAAAUAGAUGAAUGGGUUUUGAAUAUCUCUCUAACAAGAUCAAGCUAUUUACUACCUUGCUUUUGGCAUAUUAAUAUGUCUAGCUUACAAAAUCUGCAACGAAACUAUCCAUACAGACACGCCGCAUGCGUUAUCAAUAAUUUCUGUUACAUAUCAUUUUUGUAGGCUUUCACUAGGCUAAAUCCUGCCAAGCCUAAUUUCAGGACUCUAAUAUCGUUUUAAAUGCACAUCAUAUCGGAUGAUCUGUACUUAUUUAAUUUAGCAUUCUUCUAGAAACAAUACAUUAAUCACAUCAAUUCUCAUCAACUUUGAUUUUCGAAAAUAAAAUGUCGGAGAGUUGAGAUGGCGUCGACAAUGGACUUGAGAUGAAGUGAAAUUUGAUUCAUACCAAAUUUCUAGACUGUACGUGGAAUAUACAUACAUAUGAUAGAAGAAGAAGAAGCCUGGAAGAUAGUUGUUUGAGCAAUUCAUACAAUAACUAAAUAAGUACUUAGGUGUAGUAAAAAGAAUAAAACUAUUAUCAAUUAACGUAUUUAGAUACAAGAGUCUAUGACUGUUUUAUGUACAUCAACAAUAAUCAAUUUUACCUAAGAAACAAUAGGACGAAUACUGGUUAAUACAAUGAGCUUGAUGUUACUAGUGGGACAUUAUUUGUGAAGGUUUUCUAUUGGAAAUUUCUUCUUUCUUUCUUUUGAAUUUAAAUGGAAAAUAUAAAUUCCUAUGAAUGCGACCCAUUGUAAUAUUCAAAUAUAGUUAUUUGUAUGAGCCAGUUUGUGUGAUACAUAUACCAAGUUAAAAAUGAAAGUAAAAUAACAAUAUUAACAAUUUAGAUAAAUGAGAAAUGAAACUGAGACUAUUUUACAUAGAAUGCGAUUGAUUUUAAAGAAUUAGCAAAAGAUCAGACACACAUUCAGACACUAAAAAUCUGCAAUAAAUUAUUUUUAACAAUAAAAAUAAUAAUAGUAGUAGUAAUGACUAUUUCACAUUUUAGAAUAAAUUAUGUUGUAUCAAGCAAAUGGAAAAAAAUGUCAAACCACAUGUUACAGAUAAUACAUACACACUGGUGUAUAAAUAGUCAAAAAUUCUACACUACAUAUUCAAUGGUGUAAAGUCGUUUUACAAUUCCUAUAUUAUACUAUAAAAUGUCUGGAAAUGAACAGCUGUGAAAAAGUCUUGUACAAGACGUCAUAUUUCGAUUGUGUUUUCAUUUCUACAACAAAACAAAUAUUUUUUCUUCAUUUAAAUGCAGGGUGUAUGCGGAGUAGUGGCAGGGUAUUUAUUAUUUAUUUAUCUAUGCAAUUGGUUUACAUGGUACAAUAUGACUACGUGGGACUAUGCUAUGCCAAUUUGAAAUAAUUCGUCUAAUCCAUAGGUGUGUAUGUAUGCCAACAACAGAAAUCUGUAGAAAAAACACAAGAAAAAUAAUCCAUAAAUAAGAUAUAAAUAUUUAAAUGAAGAUAUUUUAGAUGUUUAAGUAGAAAAUGAAAUUUUUAUCAAAUAAAUAUUUUUUAAAUUAUAAAUAACGCUGCUGCAGAACUCAUGUCCAAUGGUAAUAGAAGAAAUAUUUAUUUUUGCUCCGAUUUUGUUGUUUAAGUAACACACGAUUGUUAUAAAAAUUGCGAAUUUCAAUUUAAGAAGAAACACAAUAUAUAUCUAACACAUACAUAUGUACGUAGAAAGAAAAAAAAAAAAAAACAACAACAACAACCAGAGAUACAAUUGUCAAUGAAAAUGUGCUGUGAAAAGACAUCUGCGUUAAAUUACUUUAACCAGUCGAUUAAAAAUAAUGAAUAAAAACAAUAUAUUACACACAUAAAUGUAAUCAAUUUUCAACACUGAAUGAUAUAUGAUUUUAUCGGAUAGAAGAUAUAUUUAAUAGACAUCAAUAUUUUUUAGCAUUAAUGAAUUGAUAAUUAGAUCUAUUGAACAGAUAUACAAGCCCAUUAUAAAAACAAAUUAUGUUCUUUUUAAAUUAAUGAAUCACAUUCACACACGUACACACAUUAAUAUAUAAAUAAAGAAUGAAUAUAUACAUACACAUAACGUCGGCUACUUUGUAAUUAGUUGAAAAUUAUGCCUUAAUGAAAAUUAAUUUAUAUGAAUUAUUAAAAAAGGAAAUAAAUGUAUUUUUAAGAGCAACAUUAGCCAACAAACAA